UUUCCUCGGAAAAUAUUUUUGGUUCGUUGUCAGGCUCCGUGACCAAAAUUUUUCUCUCAACCACAACAGUCAUUCAACGAAGGGGGCGUGGUUACAGGAUCACUGAAGCGCCGCUGCCCGCGCACUCCGCCACAACAGUCAGCUGGGGAGAGGCAGGCGUGUGCGCGCGCGCGUGCCGACCAAACGGGAAGCAAAGCGAAAGGCGAGCAAGACCCCGUACAACGGCGCAGGCUACAAGUCGAGGAGAUUUCUACCCACUACAUCCAUUCCGUCCCCAUCAUGGCCGACCCAGCGGAUGCGGAGGGCGCGGGGGGCGCACGAGGCUUCGCCAGGCAGGGCGCGCUGAGGCAGAAGAACGUACACGAAGUGAAGAACCACAAGUUCAUCGCGCGCUUCUUUAAGCAGCCGACUUUCUGCAGCCACUGCACCGACUUCAUCUGGGGUUUCGGCAAGCAAGGCUUCCAGUGUCAAGUAUGCGGUUUUGUGGUCCACAAACGCUGCCAUGAGUUUGUUGCUUUCUCCUGCCCUGGGGCAGACAAGGGUCCAGCAUCAGAUGACCCUCGCAGUAAGCAUAAGUUCAAGGUACACACAUACUCCAGCCCCACAUUCUGUGACCACUGUGGAUCUCUACUGUAUGGGCUCAUACACCAGGGGAUGAAAUGCGACACUUGUAUGAUGAAUAUUCAUAAACGAUGCGUGGAAAAUGUUCCCAGCCUGUGUGGAACAGACCACACCGAGAGGAGAGGACGGCUGUAUAUCACUGCUAGUAUCACAAAAAAUGUUCUCACUGUGACCGUCAAGGAGGCUCGUAACUUGGUGCCAAUGGACCCAAACGGCCUGUCAGAUCCAUAUGUGAAGCUUAAAUUAAUUCCAGACCCAAAGAACCAGAGCAAGCAGAAGACAAAAACCAUCAAGUGCUCCCUCAAUCCUACUUGGGACGAACACUUCAGCUUUAACCUCAAAGAUACAGAUAAAGACAGGCGUUUGUCAGUGGAGGUGUGGGAUUGGGAUCUGACCAGCAGAAAUGACUUCAUGGGGUCGAUGUCUUUUGGCAUCUCUGAGCUGCUGAAACAAGAUGUCAACAGUUGGUUUAAGUUGCUAAACCAAGAGGAAGGGGAGUAUUUCAACGUUCCAGUUCCACCCGAUGGAGAGGAGGGCGAUGAAGAACUGCGGCAGAAAUUUCAGAGAGCCAAGAUUGGCCCUGGCACUAAGAAUACAGAUGGCUCUUCAAAGAAUGACAUCUCUAAAUACGAUGCUAAUGGCAAUAAAGACCGCAUGAAGCUCUCAGACUUCAACUUCAUCAUGGUGCUGGGCAAAGGCAGCUUUGGAAAGGUGAUGCUUGCCGAACGUAAAGGCUCAGAUGAGCUGUACGCAGUGAAGAUCUUGAAGAAGGAUGUGGUCAUUCAGGACGAUGAUGUGGAAUGCACUAUGGUUGAGAAGAGAGUUCUCGCUCUCUCUGGCAAACCGCCCUUCCUCACCCACCUCCACUCGUGCUUUCAGACCAUGGAUCGUCUUUACUUUGUGAUGGAGUUUAUCAACGGUGGAGAUUUGAUGUAUCAAAUACAACAAGUGGGAAAAUUUAAGGAACCCCAUGCUGUGUUCUAUGCUGCAGAAAUUGCCAUCGGCUUGUUCUUUCUUCAUUCAAAGGGCAUUAUAUACAGAGAUCUGAAGCUGGAUAAUGUGAUGUUGGAUGCUGAAGGCCACAUUAAGAUUGCAGAUUUUGGCAUGUGCAAAGAGAAUAUGUUUGAUGGGGCCACAACCAAAACCUUCUGUGGCACUCCAGACUACAUUGCCCCAGAGAUCAUUGCAUAUCAACCGUAUGCCAAGUCUGUCGACUGGUGGGCGUAUGGAGUUUUACUGUAUGAAAUGCUGGCAGGACAGCCCCCUUUUGAUGGUGAGGAUGAAGAUGAGCUUUUCCAGUCCAUCAUGGAGCAUCAUGUGUCUUACCCAAAAUCCAUGUCCAAAGAAGCAGUGGCUAUAUGCAAGGGGCUGAUGACCAAGCAUCCAGGGAAGCGCCUGGGCUGUGGACCAGAGGGAGAAAGAGACAUUAAGGAACAUGCUUUCUUCCGCUACAUGGACUGGGAAAAACUUCAAAGCAAGGAAGUUCAACCCCCCUUCAAACCCAAAGCAAAAAAUCGACGUGACACAGGUAACUUCGACAAGGAGUUUACCAAGAUGGUGGUUGAGCUGACACCAACAGAUAAACUCUUCAUUAUGAAUCUGGACCAGAAUGAAUUCCAAGGCUUCUCCUACACCAAUCCUGAGUUUGUCAUUCAGGUUUAACAACAAAUCCAAAAGGAUUGCUCCAUUCAGGUGUGAGAGCAGGAGGCGCUUUUAUUACCCAGAAAGCAUUAUUUUGUCCCUGUGCAUCUUGGUUGUCCUCUCUCUCUUCACUUAAAAAGGCGCAAACCCAGCAGGAUCACACAGAACCAAACCAGGAUUAUACUCAGUCACAACCAAGGCCUCAGAAACUCUGAAUUGAAAUCGACAGAGGAGAGAGAACGGUUAUAAGAGUGUAUUCAUAGUCUCCAUGAGAAUGUCUUGUCUUUUCAUCUCCAUGAGAAUUAUCCUACCUCUUUCUUUACACAUUCUCUCCAUAUAUUCAGUCAGCUUUUUCCUGCAGCCCCUCAUUUCCAAAUGAAUAAACCUGACAACAUGCAUCACUAAUGGCUUUUGCCAGAGCUAAUUAAGCCUUACGCAACCUUUUAAGUUAAAAUCUGAUUUAAAUUAGUAAAGCAUUUUGGUAUCAAUUCAAAGUCAAGUUCCUGUGCAUGAGUAAGUGGUAGAUGAGCAAAUAUCCUUAAGAAUAUAUUGCUAGAUGUUCAUAUAAAUGGUUGAUGUCUUUCAGCUUUGUCUGAGAUUUCAGUACAAGCUUGCAUUAGCAUUAGCAUUACAGCAAAACAGUCAAAUAAUGACAACCAUAUGGCAUUUAGUUUUCUCCAAGCAUAAUGGUUUCUGUUCAUGAGAUGCUCUUAAAAAUGCAUUAUUUAUGAUAACUUGAAGCAAAUACAUAGGCCAUCAGGCUUGAUUUAGAAUUUACAUGCAACUCAAAAAAUUUGAAAAUCAACAUUUUUACAUGAAAACAGUUCACUUUAGUAGUCCCAGAAAUAUGUUGAUUGUUUUACAUAUCCUUUUGGUUUAUUAUGUAUAUUAGGAAUAUUGAAGAUCAGAAGUCUGAUAUUAAAACAAUCAGUUAAUGAGCUUAUUUGUGAAAGCAUCACAUUGAUUUUGAAGAGUUUUGAAUUCUGUGCUCUCUUUAUGACAUACUAAGUCAUACUUAUGAGAUAAAAGAGGUAAUUAUGACAUGAGUCAUAAUUAUGACCUAAAAAGUCAAAGUAACAUUUGUCAUAAUUAGGACUUUUAUGUCAUAUUAUCAACUUUAUACAUAAUAAUUAGGACUUUUCAUGUAUUUAAUCUUACAAUUUUGACUUUUUAUCAUUGUCGAUUCACAAUUUAAAAUUUUAUGUCAGAAUUUUCUUGGGAAUUCAAAAAGCAGUGACUGUAGCAUCAAAUAACUUGACAUAGAUGAAAAUAUGCUAAUGAAAAAAUGGAUAAUGAAUUAGGAGAUAUCUUUAAGGGCACAAAAAAGUGCAAUCGUAUGAUAAUGCAGACUUCUGAUUUGCAAAAUGAUGAGAAUUACAAAUACUGCCUGGAAAAUUUUAUAAUGCACUUUCAACUUUUAUUAUGUUUCAAGAGUUAAGUUUCAGCAAUUCUUUUCAUUGUAUUCAUGAACAGAUGACAGGUGCAUGCGGAUGCAAUCCUUGACAAAGCGCGUUAGUGCUGUUUAUUGAAUUGGCAUUAGGGGUUGCAUAUCAAUGGCUGCAGAGAAUGUGAUUCAUACUUUAUGAGCUGAAGAACUAUAACCAACAACUGAAACCCUAAUGUGCCAUAUAUUUUUGUGGGGGAAUCUGCAGUGUUUGGGGAGCUCGUAAUGUGCCAUGUGUCUGUGUUAAACAGACUCCACAAGGAGUUUUAGUCUACCCUAUGCAUGCCUGGUAGAGCCCUUGCUCUUAAACUCACUAUUAACUUAUUAACCAAGUGUGUCAGUACUGGUUGGAUCUGUUGUAGCAUAAAUCUUAAUAAGGGUUAUGGUGUGUAAACAUUUCUAUUUGUUUAUGUUUUAUUUUGUAAUUAGAUAUAUGAAAUAGAUAUAUAAGUAAUUCUAGUCUUCCAAAUGAAAACACAUUGUGUGAUCAUGUAAACAGUGAUAAGUAUCUGCUUUUCCUGAGGUGAUAACUGGAAAAAUGGGGAUAAUGUAUAAAUAUAUUGUAUAAUGUUUAUUGUAUAGUGUAUAUGGAGGAAAAUAUUUGUGAAAGACCUGUAGCCUGAACUAUAAAGACGUGAACGCUGGAAAUAAGGAUUGAAAAGCUGUUAUUUUAAAACAACUGUAUGUAAUUUUUAUUUUUUUUUUACCUUGAAACAUCAGUUUCAAAAUCAUUCUGAUGGUUCACUGACUUAUAAUAAAGCAAAUGGCUUCUGUUUCUU
Messenger RNA from Cyprinus carpio (common carp), 4485 nucleotides. RefSeq names its product protein kinase C beta type-like. The coding region runs from base 280 to 2283 and encodes 667 amino acids. Gene Ontology annotation, molecular function: zinc ion binding; ATP binding; diacylglycerol-dependent serine/threonine kinase activity. The transcript is spliced from 17 exons. Gene Ontology annotation, biological process: protein phosphorylation. NCBI's taxonomy places the organism in Eukaryota, Metazoa, Chordata, Actinopteri, Cypriniformes, Cyprinidae. The record is from RefSeq and is a predicted model, not a curated record.